Messenger RNA from Oryzias melastigma (Indian medaka), 3326 nucleotides. RefSeq lists its product as uncharacterized. Gene Ontology annotation, biological process: T cell activation; positive regulation of ERK1 and ERK2 cascade; interleukin-15-mediated signaling pathway. Gene Ontology annotation, molecular function: protein tyrosine kinase binding; MHC class II protein binding. Gene Ontology annotation, cellular component: membrane raft; external side of plasma membrane. The transcript is spliced from 9 exons. The coding region runs from base 415 to 1992 and encodes 525 amino acids. Lineage: Eukaryota; Metazoa; Chordata; Actinopteri; Beloniformes; Adrianichthyidae. The record is from RefSeq and is a predicted model, not a curated record.
UGCUGCUUUGUGAUGAAACAUCAAGUUUGUAAUAAAAGAUAAAAACAGAGAAUUUCUGAACAAAGUAAUGUGGAUAAAGUUCUUCACAGAUCAGUUUAAGAAGAAUCUAGUGAGUACAGGAAAUGAACAAACACAUUAGUUCCUUUUUUAACUCACUUCUGACAGCAAAUGAAAAGACUUCCUUUUAUGAAACCAAACUGAUCGACUGUUGAACUAUUUUUUAUCUAUAAAUAUAAUGAUGACAAUAAAUAUAUGUUUGUGUUUGUUUACAUUUUCAGUCUUAAAAAACUGAAUUUUAUAGUGUUUUUAACCUGUGAUGCUUCCUUUAGUUUGAAUGACAUCACUUAAAAAUGACACUAAUAUUAUUGAGUGGGCGGAGCCAAGACUUUCUUCUUAAACAUCGUCAAAGAGGAAAUGAACAUUUACUUACAGAAAGAGAUCAGCAAAGACAGAAUGACUCUAUGUCUGGAAUUAUUCAUUAUUUUCAUGCUUCUGUCUGGAGGAAUCAGUAUAAAAACUGAACAUCUCUAUAAAAGAGUUGGAGAAGAUGUUUCUUUCCAUUGUGGUGUUGAUAGAUCCUCUAACCAAUGCUCUGAUGUUCAAUGGUUGUACAACAGAGAUGGACAGUCAGGGACUAUAAACAAAGCAAAAACUCCAGAAAACAGUCCAAUUCAAGCUUCCAGACUGAGUGUGAGCAGAAACUGUUCUCUGACCAUCAGAAACAUCAAUGAUGAAGAUGCUGGUCGAUACAACUGUCGGAUUGGAAAUAAUGAUGCCCUUGUGUAUCUUAAUAUUUUGAACAUUUCUUCAUCAGAUGUUGAUGGAAGAGUGGACCUAACAUGCUCUAUGAAGAGUUUUUAUGAUUAUUUCUGUGAACAGAACAGCUUCAUCUGGAUGGAUGAGACCAGAACUGAACUGUCUGAUAAAAACUCUGAGUUUGAGGUUAAAAAACAAACAAACUGUGAUUCUGUUCUGACUGUCAAACAUCAGAGUAAAAACAUCCAAAGAUUCACCUGCCAGAUUGUGGAGGACAAGAAAGUGAAGAUAGAAGCUGUCUAUGUUCUUACAGGCAAAGGUGGACAAACUGAACAUCUCUAUCACAGAGUUGGAGAUGACGUCGCUUUACAUUGUAGAGAUAAAUCCUCCUCUUCCUCAUGCUCUGAUGUUAACUGGCUGUACCAGAAAGAUCCAAAUGCACAAUUUAGAACAGAAGUACAGAAUGGAAAAGUUGUCCAGAGUUCAGCUGGAGUUUCCAGACUGAGUGUGAGCAGUAACUGCUCUCUGUUCAUCAGAAACAUCACUGAUGAAGAUGUUGGUGGAUACAUCUGUCAGCUCAAGAACAAGAAUGAUGCUCAUCUGGUUCUUAAUGCUUUGAGCAUUUCUUCAGAUCCACCAGAAGUUCAUCCAAGAGAAAAUGGAAGUUUCACAUUACUGUGUUCACUGAAUAGAUAUGAUAAAAGAAUUCCCUGUAAAGAGAACAGCAUCAUCUGGAGGGAUGAGAGAGGAUCUCAUCUGAUUGGUGAAGGUGUUUGGUUUGAGUUUAGAGGACAAACAAACUGUGUUUCUGUUCUGACUGUGAAACAUCAGAGUGGAAACAACAAAAGAUUCACCUGCAGGUUUUUAGAGGACAACAAAGUGAAGAUAAAGGCUGUAUACAGUCUAAACGUUUCAGAUCCUACUCAGAGCAACCCUGUCAUCAACCCUGCCAUCAACCCUGUCGUCAUCAUUGGAGCUGUGGUCGGUGUGGUGUUGGUGCUGCUGGUCAUCUUCGCUGUUCUUCUCUUCAGAACCAAGAGAGCCAAAACCACCAAAGAUCAUAACGGAGGAAAAGAAUUUCAAAUGCCAACAUAUCAAAAUAAUGAGCCAGAUAGUGGGCCGGAGAGUGAACUGACUUAUGCUGCGGUCAACCAUUCCAGAUCAAAGGCUACCUCCAAGAUUACAAUAAAGGAGGAAGAAGGUGAGGUGACCUAUUCUACCGUUAAAAGGAAUUGAGGGAUGCCCGAGGUCUCCGCAGCGAUGGCCUUUCAGCAGGACGUCUGUCCAGCUGGUGAUGAGGAUGCGGACAGCCCAUCUGUUUACAGUUUCUUUUACUGUUUUUCAAACAACAUACAGAACCAAAAACUUAAUUAAUUAACAGUUUUAUUACUUUUUCUAACUGUGUCUUGUUCCUUAUCAUGUUGUUUUAUCAGUUUUCUAAUAUCAAACCAUUCCCAAAUUCAUUGAGUUCUUAAAACAAUAAUGUGUGCAAAUAUGUUUCCGAUAAAGGCUUAAGAAUGUUACAUUAUAUAAUAUAACAACUUAAAAUAACAACAUCUUUAUCCAGUCAUGUCUUUAAGUCUUGCUAAGUGGACGUGGAAAUCAACCGCCAAAUUAGUAUAUUAAUGUACAUAUAUUAAUACAUAAAAAAACAAUUAUUAUUGGUCUCUAAGUCUGUAAAGUAAAAUGUGAAUAAUUUUUAUUUAAUUGUUUGUUUAAAGGCAAAAUAUUUAUGUAGCCUUAAAAGCUAUGUCCAUUUAAUUUAUAUAUAUUUUUUUAUUCAGUCGUUUCUUUUCUUUGUUUCUAACACAACAAUUUAAAAUAGUAAUUUACCAAAAAAAAAUGGUCAGCUAUAGUGAUAAAUCUGUCCCUUCCAUGUUCUUCUUCCCCUUUCGGGUCAUCCCAUUUGGAGAUGCCACAGUGAAACCAACACUCAACGUUUCUCAGCAGGGAUUUGGCACCAAGUCUUUUUUCUUAUGUUAAACUAAGUAAUUUUACCACAAAUAUAUUUAUAAAUGUAUUCUAAAAAGCAUUGUCAAACAAACGUUUCAAAAGAGCAAAAAUCUCCCUGGUAUGAUUACACAAAAAAAAGAAGAACAGAAAACAUGACUAAACCACCAUGAGAAGGUUAAAAAAGAGAGACAGACAACCCACUCUGCUGGAUGCUGUGCUGCCUCCAUGUGGUCUGAUAGGAAAACCACAAGUUCAAAAAGUCUAUUACUGUAAGCAGACUCUCCUUCAAGGAACAAAUUAAAAUUAGGGAAGCAAAGAAUUUUAUUAAUGUACGUAUAUAUUGUAUAAGUGGUAUUUUUUUUUUUUUAUGUUUUUUUUUUUUUGCUUAAAAGACCUAACAAGCAAUGAUAUUUAUGGAAAUCAGUCUGCAAAGUAAAACAUUUUAUUUUAUCUAAAUGCCAAAUAUCCAUUUGAAUUAGAAAAAUAAUAAAGUACCGUUUUGAUGCAUGUAACCUAAGUAUGUAAUAUAUACAUUUAUCUUAUUAUGGCUUAUAUACAAGCUGUCAGAAAGCACAAAUACUUCUGUAAUAAUUUCUUCAUUAAUAAAAAAAAAAUCA